CUGGCAAAUCUACGUGUUGCCCAUGAGCGAAUUUUCAAUAACUUUAAUCUAGAUUAGUAUGACUUGACGCACUGUUCAGCACUUUCAGCCUAUUGAAUUGACUCUAAAUCUAUUAUGAGAAUAAGCACUUCAGACGAUUCAUCUGCAUCUGAUUGCCCCCAACCAUUCACGGUCUCCUGUAAUGAAGGCCAAACUUUAAUAUGACAAAAGAAGAAGCAGGUAAAGAACUUCUGAAAAUGACACGAACAGUCUGAAUGGCACCUCUGAAAAUUCAGAAUAGAAGCUGGGAAAGAAUCUUGUAUAUAUUUCACGAUGUACUGCAUAUAUUAAUGCAUAUAUUUGCUGAUUCAUCGGAUGGUAUUGUUCAGUAAAGUUUGUGUAUAUAUAUUUUACGGUGUUCUCUCUUGAAUGGUCUUGUAUAUCUUAUUUCAGACUCAUUUAGAUGGAUCCACAAGGAGAAGAUUUCUUGUCGGGGAUUCUUCUGGAUGGAGAAGGUGACCAUGUUUCAGGUUUGGACGACCUUGUCAUUCCACUGACUCCACAGGAUACUCAGGCUAGCCCCGAGGUGGAAGUUGUUGCUUCUCGUGGUAACAAGGGAUCGAAGAGGGCCAAAAAUUUUAGUGUGGAGGAAGACGAAAUUGUUUGUGAAGGAUGGUUGGUCGCUAGCAAAGAUCCAAUUCACGGAGCCAACCAAAACCGUACUAGCUUUUGGGGUAAGGUUCAUGCUUACUUUUGGGAGCACAAUAAGGGUACAACUCCAAGGACAGAGAGUUCACUUCUGCAUAGAUGGCUCUCAAUUCAGACCGCAGUGAACAAGUUCACUUCGUGUUUGGAAGCGAUUGAACGUAGGAAUCAAAGUGGUACAACUAUACAAGACAGGAUCGCAGCUGCCCUCAAGAUGUUCUCGGGAGUAGAAAAAAUGGAUGGGAAGAAGUGCAGCGUUGUGUCAUGUUACAACAUACUGAAGGAGGAGGACAAGUGGAAAAUCAAAAGGAAGGAACUUCUGCAGCUAGAGAAACAAGCAGCAUCAGGAAACAAAACCAAAAAAAGUCCACCAAGGUGGCUCGGCCAAGGGAAGAGGAAGGAACCAACAACGGGCAAGCUGGCGAUGAUGAUGCUGCACAACCAAGUACAAGGAUUAGAUCAGAUGGGGUCAAGAAGGCUAAAGAAAAGCUAAGGCGAGGUGGUGGCGAAGCUUGCUUGGAGGCCAUUGAUAAGAUGUGGGCAAAGAAGGAGGCUGCGGACAUUGAAAAAGAGAAGGCUAAGAAUGAGAGGUUUAUGUUGUCUUUUGAGCUAGACAAGGAAGCACUAGAGCUAGAGAAACAAAGAGCUAGAGAAGCACUAGAGAUAGAGAAGACAAGAGCUGCUUCAGAGAAGACAAGAGCCGAAGCCGACUUGAUUAAGCAAGAGAAAGAAAUAAUGUUUGCGGACACUACCUCCCUUUCCACGAUUCAGCGUGAAUGGGUGGAGAUGACGCAGAAGGAGAUUAUGGCUAAACGUCGUCCAAUUUAAAUUUAGUUAAAUUAUUUAAUAUCUACAACAUUUAGUUCAAAAUUUUCAUUCACCAGAACCUUUGUUUCGUGUAGUCUUAAAUUUAUUUCAGUACAACCUUUUGUUUGUAUGCAGAACCUUUGUUUAAUUAUUAUAUCUGAAUAUUUAAAUCAGCAGUUUGAUUUUA
Messenger RNA from Sorghum bicolor (sorghum), 1678 nucleotides. RefSeq names its product glutathione S-transferase T3-like. The transcript is spliced from 2 exons. NCBI's taxonomy places the organism in Eukaryota, Viridiplantae, Streptophyta, Magnoliopsida, Poales, Poaceae. The record is from RefSeq and is a predicted model, not a curated record. Bases 443 to 1177 code for a protein of 244 amino acids.